UAACAAUAUACUGCAAAUGCUUCUAAUUUUUGUGCCACUACUUGUUCACCACCUGAAUAUAAUGCUGGUAAUAAUAUCUGUACCCUUGUAUGUAAUAAUAUUUAUGGAUACUUAAUAUAUAUAUAUAAAAAUUAUGCAACUAAUAGGGAAAAUACGCGUAAAUACUUAAAUUAUAUUCUACAUAAGAAACCUAUUGAUAAUUCGUAUGACUCGUUUCAUACAUAUCAGCACAUUCCAUAGAAAAAUAAACGAAUAUAUGUAAGAUUUUAUUUUAAUAUUUUACUAAAAGAUGCAAGCCUAUAUAAUUUAGAUGAGGUGUUUAUCAGAAUUAUUCCUAAAGAAGAUAAAACUUUAAUAAGAAAUUGUGUACAUUUUAAUAAAUAUUACGAAUUUCAUAUUAAACAUUACAACAAAUGCGAAGGACAUGUAAAUAAUGAAUUUUCUAAAGAAUUAAGCAAUAUUAAGAAAGUCUAUUAUGAAAAAAUAAGCGAUGUAACUGAAUGCCUUGGUAGACCAAAAAUUUCAUCAACUAAAAACAUUUACGCGUUUGCUUCCAAUUUAACAACAAUUGUUGUAUUACUAAGAUCUUUAACCUUACUUUUUAUAUAUAAG
Messenger RNA from Plasmodium malariae, 612 nucleotides. The record is from the annotation of a RefSeq genome assembly. NCBI's taxonomy places the organism in Eukaryota, Apicomplexa, Aconoidasida, Haemosporida, Plasmodiidae.